AUGGCGCAGGGAACUCUUCCGCGGGCGGGUGCUCACCUGCGGCGGCCGACAGCUCGCAUCCCGCGCGGGCAGGCCACGGGCAGCGUGGGCGUGUCGAUGAUUCGGGCCGUGUGCACGUUGGCACCGGUGGCGGCGUUGCCGCUGGCGGCGGCGGCGGCGGCGGGUUGGGGCGCCGCGGCGGCGGCGCGGGCGGUGGCGCGGGCGGGGGCGGCGACUGCGGUUCGCGCCAGCUGCGCCGCCACCAGCGACGUCACCAGCAGCCAGAGGCAGGCGCCCGGCCCGCCCCCUCGGCGCCGUGCCACUUCGCGUCGGCGGCUGGGCCAUCGUCGUGCGGUGGCCGGGAGCGGAGGCGCCGGCCGCGCGUGCUAUCACGAGCGGGGACGAAGCGGCGUCUUAUCUGCGAGGUCGCGCCCCACCCAGUGCCCUCGCCGCGCCGCCGAUCGACGCUUUUUUGUACGAGGCGGAAGUGUGCUUGGCCAAGGAAAGGAAGAUACUGCACAUGAAUGCUCACGUGAUGAUAAUAAUAAUAAUAAUAAUAAUAAUAAUAAUAAUAACAAUAACAAUAACAAUAACAAUAACAAUAAUAAACGUCUUUAUUAG
Messenger RNA from Gryllus bimaculatus (two-spotted cricket), 600 nucleotides. The record is from the annotation of a GenBank genome assembly. Lineage: Eukaryota; Metazoa; Arthropoda; Insecta; Orthoptera; Gryllidae.